CCGGAGUACGGGCGGCGGCCGGUGGGGCCGCUGCGCACGGCCGUGCGCGAGGCGCUCGCCGUCGCGUCGCCGCGGCCGAAGCGCGCGCGCGCGAACGGCGCGCCCGCGGCCUCGAUGAACGACGGCCUCCGCGGCGCCUACGCGGCGCAGACGCGCGGCGGCGGCGGCGGCGGCGCGCGGCGGCGCGCCUCGCCGCGCGCGGGCGGCGCGGCGCCCGCGGCCGCCGGCGCCGCGGAGGCCGCGCGCGCGCCGGCGCCGGCCGAGCGCCUCGAGGACGUCUUGGGUGCUGAGGCCGCCGUCGCGGCGAUGCGCGAGGCCGUCGUCGAGCCGCUCGCGCACGCGCGGAGCUACGCGGAGCUCGGCGUCGACGGACCAAGAGGUGUAUUAGUGCACGGCCCGCCGGGCUGCGGCAAGACGUUUCUGGGUCGGAGCGUCGCGGGGAGCGCCGCCGCCGACGUGCCGGGCCUGGCCUACUUCGAGGUCGCCGCGCCCGAUUUGGGAAGUGGCCCCGAGGCCGAGCAGCAGCUCGCCCUGUUGUUGGAGAGCGCCCGAUCAGCUGCGCCGGCGUUAGUGCUGCUGGAUGAUUUGGACGCGCUGCUCGGGACCGGAUCUGAUAAAAAGGGCGGCGAGACGCACGCGCGGCGCCUGUCGAGCCGUUUAUGUGGCUUGUUGGACGCGCUGCCGUCGACCAAGAAUGGAGACGCGGCCGUCGUCGUGGUCGUGGCGACGUCACGCGAGGCCGACGCCGUGGACGCGAGAUUGAGGCGCUUCGGGCGCUUCGAGCGCGAGGUCGGAGUGGGUGCGCCCGAUAAAGAAGCGCGCGCCGCGCUGCUCGAGAGGCACCUGCCCGCGCGGCGGUCCGGAGCCAUCGACGUUGAUGGGAUCGCCCAGAAGUGCCCCGGCUGGGCCGGGGCCGAUAUCAUCCAGCUCGCGAACGCCGCCGGCGCGGGCUGCGUGAGACGGGGCGGUGUGGUGGACGGCGUCUCGCAAGCCGAUGUGGAGGCGGCCCUUUCGAGUGUCGCGCCGUCCUUCAUGCGGAGCGGCUUCGCGAAGCGGCCGGAGGUCGACUGGAACUUAGAUGUUGGUGGCAUUAACGACGUGCGGGAAGCUUUACGGGCCUCGAUAUUAGCUCCGAUCCGCGACCCGAAACGGUUCGAAGCCCUCGGCGUGCCGCUGCCGUCCGGCGUUUUGUUGUACGGGCCGCCCGGCUGCGGCAAGACUUUGGUGGCGCGCGCCGUCGCGGCGGCGGCCGCCGCCAAUUUUAUAUCCGUGAAAGGGCCCGAGUUGCUGGAUAAAUAUGUGGGAGAAUCCGAAAGAGCCGUGCGUUCAUUAUUCGCGCGCGCGCGCGCGUCGGCGCCGUGCAUUAUACUCUUCGACGAGAUCGACGCCCUCGCGCCGCGCCGCGGCGGCGGGCCGCUCGGCGUGUCCAGCGGGACGUCGUCGGAGGCGAGCGGCGUCACGGAUAGGGUGGUUAACCAGCUGCUCACGGAGUUGGAUGGGCUCGAGUCAAGGGGCCGCGUUUAUGUGGUGGCGGCGACGAACCGGCCCGAGCUCGUGGAUCCGGCCGUGCUGCGGCCCGGCCGCGUCGACAAGCUGCUCUACGUGCCUUUACCAUCCCCGGACGACCGCGUGGCCAUCCUGAAGGCGGCGACGCGCCGGGCGACUCUAUCUGAAGACGUCGACCUUGACAUAAUCGGCCGCGACGCGCGCGCGGAGGGCUUCUCCGGCGCGGACCUCGCGGCGGUCGUGCGCGACGCGGGCCUCGCGGCGCUGGACGCGGGCGCGGCGGCGCUGACGCAGGCGAACUUCGUCGGGGCGCUGGGGCGCGUCGCGCCGUCGGUGUCGCGAGCGGACGCCGAGGCGUACGCGGCGGCCGACGAACGGCUGCGGACGCGGGGGAGGCGGUCGUAG
Molecule: messenger RNA, 1911 nt
Organism: Pelagomonas calceolata
Lineage: Eukaryota; Pelagophyceae; Pelagomonadales; Pelagomonadaceae
Source: the annotation of a GenBank genome assembly